AUGAAAGUGAAACACAUCAUCCAAGCCAUCGGAUCCUCCAGUCUCCAAAAAGGCCAAGAUUUCUCCGCAAAGUACUGUCCCAAACAGAAUUCCCGGAUAUACGAUAGCUACGGUAAGGUUUACCUCGACGACGACGUGGAUAUCGUCUACAUUGGUACGCCGCACGGAUAUCACUAUCGCGACUGCAUGGAAGCUAUUGCCGCAGGCAAGAACGUCGACGUAGCUGAAGCGAUGUGGCUGCGUCAUCGACCGCUAUACAUUGAGUUGAAGCGACUAUUGCACGAGGAGAAGGUGAUCGGCGAUGUAUUCCGGGCAAAAUGUGAUUUCGCAUCAGACAUUGGUCUUGCGGAUUUACCUGCUACAUCUCGCUAUCGUGAUCUCAGCCUGGGUGCAGGAUCGCUACUUGACAUUGGUGUUUAUUCUCUGACAUGGAUCAUGGCUGCAUUGAACGAUCACCCAGCUGGUCAGGGAGAGAAACCGCUGAUUCUGGCUACGCAAACCCACGAGGAGGGUAUUGAAGUGACCACCAGUGCUAUUCUACAAUAUCCUUCGACAAGUCGACAAGGUAUCGUGACUACUACCAAUAAAGAUUCUGCCCCCCCUUGGGGACGGUUUUGCCGUGAUACACGGUACCGAGGGGUUUAUUGA
This is a messenger RNA of Penicillium subrubescens, 648 nucleotides long. RefSeq names its product Gfo/Idh/MocA family protein. The transcript has a single exon. NCBI's taxonomy places the organism in Eukaryota, Fungi, Ascomycota, Eurotiomycetes, Eurotiales, Aspergillaceae. Bases 1 to 648 code for a protein of 215 amino acids. The record is from RefSeq and is a predicted model, not a curated record.